ACUUCUGAUUACGUCUAGCAGACGACUUUUUUCAGAGCGCCAACUAUAUUGAAAUUGUUUAGAUUAUUAUAUUUUUAACGAGAUUAUCCGAAUAUAAAUAGGCCAAAAUGGAUAAACCAAUAUAUGAUAUGAAUCCUUGGGAAGAUGAUAGAUCGGUUGGACAAGUUAGAAAUCUUUUAUUUCUCGCGAAUAAGACUGGCCAUUUGAAAAGUGCUCAAUUUACAGAAGAAGAUAUAUCGGAUAGUUUGAAAAGAUUACCAUCUAUAAAACUAAUAUCUAUGUAUAAAAAACUAGGUGAAAAACGAGAAACUAGUAGACAGAAAAGUUUAGAAAGCAUUCGAAUAGAAAAUGAAAAUUCAGUGAAAGAUUUAAUCUAUUCAUCUUCGCUAGAGGAGAAAAGAUAUACAAUUGCUCAAAUUAAUUCCUUAUUUACAUCGAUUAAUAACAAUCAAUCAAAAGUUAUUGAACAAUUAAAAAGACCAUUUGUCGCAAAUUCCAUUAAGGUUGAAUCUCAAUAUAGAAACCAGUUUUAUGAAAUUGUCACAAGAUUAACAUUCCUGGUAUCUGAAUUAACUCAAAUAUUGGAAUCUUUAUUAUGGUUGAGAAAGUUUACCGAUUCGAAUAUUGAUAUUGAAGAAAUAUCUGAAAAAGUAUGCAAAGCAGCCAACUAUAUAGAAAAGGAAAUGCAAUUGAUAACAUCAGUAUCGAAAGCAAUGGAAGAAAGACAUAAAGGAGAAGAAGAAGAUAAUGUUUUAUAA
Molecule: messenger RNA, 758 nt
Organism: Dimorphilus gyrociliatus
Lineage: Eukaryota; Metazoa; Annelida; Polychaeta; Dinophilidae
Source: the annotation of a GenBank genome assembly